Molecule: messenger RNA, 409 nt
Organism: Aspergillus welwitschiae
Lineage: Eukaryota; Fungi; Ascomycota; Eurotiomycetes; Eurotiales; Aspergillaceae
Exons: 1
Coding region: 48-266 (72 amino acids)
Source: RefSeq, a predicted model, not a curated record
CCGGUAGCGGUGGCGUAGUGGUAAGCGCUCCGAGGCAACUUCCAAAUAUGCGGGGUUGGUCACCUUGCUUUUUGGAGGUGGUGGGUUCGAUUCCCAUCGCCGGCACCACAUUUACCACAACAAUGGAAUUCGUUCCCACAAUAGUACCCAACCCUUCCCCUUAUGGCAAGGUGGAGAGGAAGAGAAACAAUCACAGGCCUCGGCGAGGCUCCAAAUUCGUCAGGAAAGCAAUAGUUUACAGCAAAGACAUGUAUUUAGAGAGAUAGCUCCAUAGUGGAUACCUGCAUAUCGCCUAAGCGAGGGGUCAGCGUAUGAAUAUACUACUACUACUACUCUGUAGCUUCCAGUGAUUAUGGGAUGAGGUCUUUGAAAGCAAGUCUUGAAGACAUGUUACAGACCAAGAAAAAAC